ACAACCGUCCACUCCACAGUCGCAUGGGAAGUUAAGUUGGGCUUGCUCUCGAUCAGCCAGUGAUACGAUCAUCUCUGAUAUGCUCACGCGAUGACUGAACAGCAAUACAAUCGUGCGAUGGAUAGCAAUAAAACAGAACUUGGAGUGAUGCCUGAAAAAUAAUCUCCAGGCUGUGGAAGGGAGGAAAUUUGAUGCCUUUGAGACUUACCAGUAACACUGAAGCAAUGGGUCCAAGGAGAAAGGCCUCUAAACUCCAAACUUUGGGGGCCAGCAGCAGUGGAGGGGGCAUUCCUUUGAGGCCCAUUGAGCCGAAGGACUACAUCAAUGAACUGUCCCAUGAAGUUCUCUGUCAUAUAUUCAGGUACCUUCCAAUGAAGGACAUCAUAUGCAUGGAGUGUCUGUCCAGAAAGCUCAGAGAAGCUGUCACCCUCUACUUACGAGUGAUCAAAGUAGUGGAUCUUUGUGCUGGUCACUGGUGGGAAUAUAUGCCCUCAGGUUUUACAGAUAGCAGCUUCUUGCUCCUUUUGAAAAAGAUGCCUGACUUGGAGCAGCUAUAUGGCCUCCACCCCCGAUACCUCGAGAGGAGACGAGUCCGAGGUUAUGAGGCGUUCAGUAUACCCGGUGUCGUGGAAGCACUACAAGCAUGUCCCAGUCUUCUGGGUGUUGAGACAUCCCACCUUGAACUGGUGGAAGCCAUUUGGAACUACAUGCCACAGGUUCACAUACUUGGGAAGUUCCGCAAUCGUAAUGGGGCGUUCCCAAUUCCUGCUGAGAAUAAGCUAAUCAUCCCCGUUACUGCAAAAAUCCAGACGCUUCACCUUGUGGGUGUAAAUGUCCCAGAGAUCCCUUGUGUGUCCAUGCUGCGCCACCUUUACCUAAAGUGGGUCCGUCUCACCAAACCUCAGCCAUUUAAAGAGUUCCUCUGUGUGAGCCUGAGAUCCUUUGUCAUGCGGAACUGUGCAGGUCCAACCAACUCCCUCAAAUAUGUUCCACUGGUUACUGGUUUAGCUUCAGCCCGAAAUCUCGAGCAGCUGGAGUUGGUGAGAGUUCCCUUCCUUGGAGGGCUCAUCCAACAUGUGGUGGAGGACAGCUGGAGAUCAGGAGGAUUUCGGAACCUUCACACCAUUGUGUUUGGAGCCUGUAAAAAUGCCCUGGAAGUGGACUUGGGUUACCUUGUCAUCACUGCUGCUCGCAGACUUCAUGAGCUACGUAUCCAGCCAUCACUGACUAAAGAUGGAGUGUUCUCAGCUCUCAAGAUGGCUGAACUAGAGUUUCCUCAGUUUGAUACUCUUCAUCUUGGAUACGUGGAUGAGUUCCUGCUCCAAUGUAAGAUGAGUCAUUCACAGCUGGUGAAGUAUGGUCUGGCUGAUGUGGUAGAGAACCCAGGCAUCAUCACUGAUAUUGGCAUAAAAGUGGUGAAUGAGGUGUUCAGUAAUAUAAAAUUCCUGCUUAUCUACAAUUGCCCUCACCUUCAUAACCCUCACCAUUGGAUUACAGAUCAGUCUAGAUGGAGCCGACUUGUUGAUCUCACACUGGUACGCUGUCAUGCUAUCAAACUGGAGUCCUUCUCACAAUUCAUAGAAGCACUGCCCAGUUUAGAGUUCAUAUGUCUGGACCAGAUGUUUCGAGAACCACCUAAGGGCUGUGCCAGAGUGGGCCUGAGUGCAGGAACUGGUAUUGGUGUGUCUUCGGCUCUGGUCAGCAACCAGAACUCUAACAAUGACAACAACAAUAACAACCACCACCACCACCACCACAACAACAACGAGGCCAACCUACCUCCUCCUCCACCUCCUCCGCACCCACCCCCUCCUCCUCCGCCUCCUCCGCCUCCACCACCUCCACCUCUUUACAACAUUCAAAGACAACAGCAGCAGCAGCACAAUGCCCCAUUGGAGGUCAACGGGAUCGAGGAUGAAGAAGAGAACAUGCAGGCAGAGCCAGAAAUCGAGGCGAAAGGAGCUGGAAGGGCAGUGACAGUAGAUCGUGACGAGGUUGCAGGGCCUAGUCGCCCUGCUGGUUCACCACAGCCUCCUGAUGCUGAUGAAGAGCAAGCAGGUCCCAGUGGUUUGGUCCAGCAGAGUAGACCACCUGGUGUUGCCAUUCCCAAACCCUCACUGGUCCUCUCUGACUCAGACAGUGAGGAGGAGGACGAAGGCCUAGUUUCAAGACUAACUCCAGCAGCUUCCUGUUUGCAGCAACCUAUUUCAUGCACAGAAGGUAAAGGGAAGACUCCUCUGCGGCGGACCAAUAACUUACCUGCAUCAGUGAAUCAGGUGAAGCCUCUUGUGUCAGAGGGCAGCUGUGAAAAGAGCUGUCAGGUGACCAGUGAACAGAUCAAGGCGGACAUGAAGGCUGCAUCUGAAAACAGCCGCAGGACUAGCAGUAGAGGAGUUGAUGCGGACUCAGGGGAAACCUCAGCAAGGCCGGGGCCAGACAGCACAGUGCGGGGCCCCAGUGUCAGUAGGGCGGCAGAAAGGUCUGUGACCGAAUGUGCAGGCAUGAUUGAACCUAGGGUGGCCCCUGGACGUGAAAGGGUGGAUACUGGAAGGGGCAGGACUAAUGGGACCACAGAACACCACUAUGGAACACAUAUGGGCGACAGUGGCGUAAGUGAAGCUGGGGUAAGGCAGACCUCCAGUACUGCGAGUGUCGAACAUCUCGAAUCCAGAGGUUCAGCUGAAAGCCUGACUUCAGGACAACUGGCUGGUCAGAGAAAAAGACGAGCACCUGUUGCUCGCUGUUCAAGUUGUACGCAGAAGCGAACUCUGGCCAGUGAUGACAACGCCUCCAUACCGAGAAGACCUUUGACCCGGUCUUGCACUCGUAUGUCCUCUGUACCACUGGUGCCUGAGACGGAUCUUCCAAGAACCAGGCCUCGGGUAGCAACAAGGAGGAGAAGAAUGGCUGACAAAUCAACUAGUACUUCAGACCCAGUAACAGAGGAUGACCACGUACAGGUAUUGUCUCUGAAGAGUAAGAACCUGGUGGGCAUCACUCUGACCAACUGCGGAAUCACCGACUUAGUCAUUAAAGACUGCCCAAAGAUGAUGUUCAUUCACGCUACCAGAUGUCGAGUGUUAAAGCAGCUGCGAGUGGAAAGUGCUCCUAUUGUGAACAGGUUUGACUAUGCACAAUGUAAGAAGCUGAACAUGGAACAGGUCCUGGAUCAGAUUCUGAGAAUGCCUCCCGAGCGCAACCGCAUCAUCUACAUGCGUCCAAUGCACCAGAUUGACUCUGUAGCAUUGGAACGUCAGCUCUUCCAGGGUCCCUAUCCCUAUCACAUCGCUAUAGUUCACGAAUUCAGCAAUCCACCAAAUAUACGCAACAAGGUCCGCAUUCGCAGCUGGAUGGACACCAUAGCCAACAUCAGCCAGGAGUUAAUCAAAUAUGAGUUCUUCCCAGAGGCCACCAGGACAGAAGCGGAUGUGAAGAAGUAUCCUAAAUACCCCUGGGGCCGAGACAUUUAUACGCUUGAGGGACUGUUGGAUGGCGCCCCCUACAGCAUGAUAACAGACUUCCCCUGGCUCAGGACUCUGAGAGCAGCUGAUCCCAACAACUACGCCCGCUAUGACUUUGAGGACGACGAGAGCACCACCAUCUACGCCCCGAGGCGCAAGGGUCAGCUCUCGGCCGACAUCUGCAUGGAGACCAUCGGGGAGGAGAUCUCAGAGCGCCGACAAAGCAAAAGAGGAGUGUUUCAGAGAGUUGUGGUUCUCUUCCUCCAUCACUGUGAUACGCCAGGCGAACCUGUUGAUGACGACUACAUUUAGGACACUCCGUCUUACAUCUGACUGUCAAUUACAGUGUGCCGUCAAUUGUGUCGGCCGGCUGAGUCGGUAGGAUCUGCAGUGCGCACUUGACUUGCAACUGUGGGGCGCUGGCAAAUAAUAUUUUACCUCUAGACGAGCCCUUAGGAAACACAACUCCAAAUAAUGAAACCUUUUGUCUUAUCGCCUUGUUUCCUUUCGCUUUCAUUAAGCAAUUUGGAGUAUUUUGGAUCAAGUUCAUGCUGCAGCCCCCACCCCACCCGUAUCUCAUUUGAGCCUCAGUAUUCUAUUACCCCUAAAAAGAUGUUUACGACUAUAUUUAAGUAUUAAAAUCAUGGCUUCCACGUAUUUGGAUGUAUUAGAUAUGUUUUUUUUUUUUGUUUUUUUUUUAAGCGAUUUAACCAAUGGAAGUUUCAUAAGCUUAGAUGAUUCCUAUCGUCUAUUUGGUCUCUUUACAGAUACAGUUCCAAUCUGAAAUUACAGGUGAAAAUAACCCAGGUGGCCAUUUUUAAUGUGGCUUGACAAGGAUCUAUUAAAAGGUGUAUUACAUGCAUAAGAAAGGGGGGAAAAGUUGUGGACUCCUGCAUAUAAGCGCAUCGCGUUCAUACAGUCAACUAAGUCGUCACAUCAUAACUUGACUGCUGCCUGUCCUGUGCCUCAAUGUUUCUCUAAUCCAAAUGGGUAUAUUUAGAAAUAGUGUUGGCUCAGUUUUUAAUUUGAUUUGUUGUUUUCCCAACCCAAAUUUUUCAAGGUACUUUCAGCACCUUGAUUAUCACUAGCCAGUCGGUGUCAAGUUACAUUCUACUCCAGCUUCGAGAGAUUAUUUUACAUUAAGUUGGCAUGUAACUGGUUCUGCACACUGCUCUAACCAGUCGAACGUGUCAGAUUAUGGGAUAUGUCAGAUAUGGUUUGGAAAAUGGAUGGAUUGUUAGUUUUUGUGGUUAGGGUGGAAGGCCAGGGGGAUGAUAAAGGUGAACAAAUUCAUGAACAAUGAACUGACCGAGUAACAAAAUCCAAACCCACCUGAUUUGUUUUUGUUUUGUUUUCCUCCUCCUUUUGUUAAACAAUUGUACAGAUGUUGUGGAUAGUCAUGUUAUUUCAUGCUGUUUAUAUGUUUAUAAGAAAAGCUAUUUCACAUUAUAAAAAAUAAAAAUCA
Molecule: messenger RNA, 4926 nt
Organism: Phycodurus eques (leafy seadragon)
Lineage: Eukaryota; Metazoa; Chordata; Actinopteri; Syngnathiformes; Syngnathidae
Gene: fbxo38
Product: F-box protein 38
Biological process (GO): protein K48-linked ubiquitination; SCF-dependent proteasomal ubiquitin-dependent protein catabolic process
Cellular component (GO): cytoplasm; nucleus
Molecular function (GO): protein binding
Source: RefSeq, a predicted model, not a curated record